AUGGGGGAAACCCGCCCCUUCGCCAACACUGGCAGGUAUUUGUCUUUCUCCCUAUUUUCAGAUGACAAUGGUAAGCCAGAAGAUGGACCAAUAUCUGGACACACCGAAACUCAUCCAUUGCAAGACAUUCCUAAGGAGACCAGGAUCGUUAUCAGUGAAGACCAAGAACUGUUGCAGCAGACCAUCCCAAGUGGGGAAGAUGAGGAGGAGGAGAGCGACAGUGACGAUGAUGACAUUCGCGUCACAAUUGGCAACAUCAAGACUGGAGCCCCAUCUUAUAUGGGGACUCCAAUGAAUCUGAAUCUAAAAACGGGUCGAGGCUACGGAGCACCAGCAUCAGCCAAGUCGCAGCCUAAAGGUAUUGAUUUAGAGGCUUCGGGGAAUAUUAACGGCUUGCCGGUAAUCGAGGUGGAUUUAGAAUCGUUUGAAGACAAACCGUGGAGGAAACCAGGUGCCGACCUUUCCGAUUACUUCAACUACGGAUUCAAUGAGGAAACAUGGAAAGCCUACUGUGAAAAACAGCGCCGGCUUCAGCUGGGCCUGGAGCCUUCGGUCCCCAUCUGCACGGAAAAUAAGAUCACGGUUCAACAAGGAAGAACAGGCAAUGCCGAGAAAGAACCCGAGAACAACAUCGUCAAGAUGGAUUUUAAAACUGAUUUUGUUGCUCUCGUUGGCGGAAGGAUAAAAGCCGGGCCUCCUCCGAACAGGAAGCUGGGUGGGACAAUCGACGUGAUUGGUGGUCAGGCUGGCACCAUCCGGAGGGUGGAAGGAAGGCGGCGCGACAAACACGCUUCUGAAGAAAACCCCAUUCAGGUACUUGGAGACCAUGGGAGCAAACCUCAGCCUGCUCAGCCCCCCCAGCAGCAGCCAUUUGUGCCCCCGGCAGGCCCACCGCCAGCAUUAAGUGGGCCUCCGCCCCACUUUCUCCAUCCUCCUCUGCCGCCAGUUGCCUCCGUCCCACCACCCCUCCACCCUCCAGGGCUGUUUCCUCCCCCACUUGCUCCACCACCAGCUCUCUUGAUUCCAACUCUGGAUGGCCAGCCGGCCAGCUACAGCAACCGGCAGCCACCUCCCUUCGGCUACAACUCCACAGAUUCAGGUUUCAUCACCUACCCGCCCAUCUCGACCUCGCACACUCCCUGGGUGACCACAGUUGACAAGACCUCCAGUGCUUCAGACAGCAGCCACUGGGAAUACUCGGGCUCAAGGAGAGAGAGGGACAGAGAGCGGGACCGGACACCCACCACGAGCGAAUAUAACAAUGACGAUGAGAGAUACCGUUAUUAUAGCCGGGAACGCAGUUACGAUUUUGAGCGUGACUACCGCCGGAGUAGAGAUCGCAGCCGGGAGCGUGAAGAUCGUCACCGGGAAAGGAGGCACAGAGACAAAGAAGAGAGCAGCAAACAUAAAUCGUCACGGCGCAAGCAGCACGAGAGCGAAGAAGGGGAGAGCCACCGUCGACACAAGCACAAAAAGAACAAGCGCAGCAAAGAGAAGGAGGCGAGCGAGGAUGGACUUGCAGAAGGAAACGAACAGGAUGCCAAGGAGUAGCACAUU
Messenger RNA from Protobothrops mucrosquamatus (brown spotted pit viper), 1557 nucleotides. Its product is annotated as pre-mRNA 3'-end-processing factor FIP1-like. Gene Ontology annotation, cellular component: mRNA cleavage and polyadenylation specificity factor complex. The record is from RefSeq and is a predicted model, not a curated record. Gene Ontology annotation, molecular function: RNA binding. NCBI's taxonomy places the organism in Eukaryota, Metazoa, Chordata, Lepidosauria, Squamata, Viperidae. Bases 1 to 1551 code for a protein of 516 amino acids. The transcript is spliced from 15 exons.